AAGUGUAAAAUACUCACCCUGUUCGAAAGCUGUUCGAUUCUCAACUGACGCAUUCAGCAGUGAAAGCACCGUGCAGCUGCAAAAAAUCGCAUCCGUCAAAAGCCAUUGGCACCGAAGGUUCUCUCCUCUGAAGCGCUACAUGCCUUAACAAUGAGGCGCACAUGGCUACAGUGACACAGAUGCUUUGUGUGGCCGGCAAUUGUACACCCCCUUGUCAACUCGUACAGCAAUGAAAUCGUUGCGCAGAAGUACACAGGAGAGAAAGGCUGGACUAGAAAGCUCUUGAACUAAUCAUUACUGUUAGAUGCCUGUUUGCAGAGGUUGGCUGGUCUCGCGCUCGGCUGAAGUAAAACCAACAGUCGGGGCACGUCACCGGCUCGUGAAGAGGUUUCGGUUCAUCGCUUGCGAAUAAAUCAACUCGAUACUAAGUGUUAGACAGUGGGUUGACUCACAUGUGCUUAAAUGGUGCUGCAGAUUUGCAGAAGUGGUCUGAAAACAGCCGAGCAAAGUCGAGAUCAUGCCGUCGCACGAGGUGAAAAUGUUCAACCACUGUCAACUGUUUUCGUAUUCUUUACCCACUGUUUGCUAUGCGACUUCGGGAAGCUUCUUUCGCAUUUCUGGAUUCUCACCGGAAACCGCUUGCGAGACAAAAUGCCACGUAGUGGAGGCGGCCGAAGCCGACUAAAGUAUAUUCCGUAAAACACCUGCAUUUCAAGAGGCUACCCAAGGGAUUGCAAGUUGUUCUCGUUGUUCUCGGUGCUUUUCCCGCCUGAACCCUUCACACAUCAUGGUUCGUACAGCACGAGGCAAAACACAGUUCCUUCUCUUAUGCGUUGCCCUCUCCUUUGCAGCGAGUUCCGAAAAAGCAAUUUCAGAUCCCACGGCUGCUGAAGCGCCAUUCGAGUCUGGGACUGAUGCGCAAGUGCUGUCUCAAGUUAGCGCUGCGCAGGAAGCAUCAGUGGAACUCGACGGCGAAAUCGCGACACCAGAGACAAUUGAGAUAGGUCAAUCCCGAGAGUCUUCGCAUGAGUUCACCAUUCUGUACAUCACCGAGACCGUGCCUGUCGAAGCAGUACAGUCCAGAUCCCCGCCAACUACUGUAGAUGUGUAUAUUGCAGCACUCAAUGGGACCAUGCUGCAUGACGACUCAGCAUUUAUGUUUGUUACCGUGUACUACGGAAACGGGACCGAAGGCGACACAUUGACGGCCCACGUGCAGGAGCCUCAAACUCAAGGCGUAUGGAAAAGGCCUUACUCGAUUCAGAAAAGUUCCACCUAUCUCGGCCGCCCGCAUUUUGGUGCUGAAGAGUUGAAAGACCCGGACCAUCUGGAGAGGAACCGCAUUAGUGUGGCAAAGUAUGCAGACGCGCCGCAAACAAGAGGAUACUUUGAGACUAGCAGAGACCACAGAACUACCCAGGCCGAUUCUCUCUUUCAUCGGCGCAAAAAGCCAGGAUCGAUCGAAAAUCAACGACGGCACCCGCGUAAACUGCGCCGUCGAGAUGGAAAUCGAGAAAACACUUAUCUCCAGUUUCAACCAGCUUACGGACAAGACCUCCACACAUUCGUGCACAUUGCUGCUGGCAAGGCCGAGGCAGCCUUAGUUGGGAAUAUCUUGUUUAAUCCCAAGCCGAAAGGCGACAUUUACGUCCAAAGCGUUCUCGAGAUUCCCCAUGCCUUCCGAAAGUGGGUAGAUCCUGAGUACGCGCCACUCUGGGAUCCGGAGUUUAUUGUCACCGGGGACUACUGGAGCUCAACACUCACACCUUGGUACAACACUUCUGCGAUAUCUUUUACUAAUGGCACGUACGCGAUGGCCGAGGGUUUCUACAAGCACCGAUCGGCAAGUUCGGCGAAAAUGGUGAUCUCUGUCGAUUUGGAGGCUGCUCGACAUGAAACAGAGAAGUUCAUGAGCUUGCUUGGCGCACAAACCACACAGAAUUCCCGCCUCGCUUUGGAGCUGUCGGAGCUCACUGACAAAGUCAGAUUUGCAAGGCAGCAACUCCGGAUGCAGUCGGAGGGUAAGCGAGUUCGCUUCGUUUUAAUCUUCACGAACAACUGCCGGCAUCGCUUAGUCUGGCUUCCUUUGGCAUCGGAACUGAAAUGUCGGACAAACCAAAAAAUUAAGAACGCCUCUGCGCUUCGAGAGCUUCAGCUGUACCAAGAGACGAUUAUGCGCCACACUUCGGAAAUAGAACUUUGUGAAGCGCAGGCAGUCGAACGCAAGCUGGCACUCGCCUUGCAAGUCGAAAAGAGUGGAGCCAAUGCAGUGGAGCGUGAAACAUCGUAUAAGCGGGCAAAGGCGGAUAAGGAAGCGAGUCUCUCCUCGCUGUCGAGGCAAGUCACCGAGAAAAAAGCGCAACUGUCUCAACUGACAGAGGGUGUGUGCCGCUUGCGGGAAGCUGUUGCCACUUCGAAGAGUGAAAGGCAGCUGUUACUGCAAAGACACGCUCAAACAGUCGCCAUUCUGAGAACUCGCUUUGAUGCCGAGCUUAAAGAACUUCAGUCCGAGGGUCCCCGAGGUCCAUUGAUGAUUCAGAAGUUAGAGAGAGAAAUCGAAGCUCUAGAAUUGGUGAGUCCCGAGCAGUUAUUCUUUCGUCCGCUGCAGCAAUCUCAAGCUGUCACUACUUUGCAGAAGAGAAACCUGCUUUCGAAGGAGAAGGAGUACUUCCUUUCUCGAUUCAGCACUACGACCACAAAUCAGGCCGGCCGGCCCGUUCUUCUACCCCAGACGAAGCCACAGUUAAACAAGAAGUCUCUUUACGAACUCCUUUCUACGGCGAUUACUGAAACAGUUCCACAGGAAUGACGGCCUAGUCGUUCUUAACCGAAAUGAUUGUGCCCCGCCAAUGCUUCUGCAGGUGCAAGGAUGACCUUGGUUACAUUCAGUGUUUCUCAUUGCUACCAGGCGCGCUGAGAAAAAGCUCCUUCCGCCAUUCGUUGACUGUGUUUGCCACGAGGAAUUAGAACAUACUAUUCGGUUCCUUGUCUGGAGAUGACAGACUGCCAAGAAUGCGAUCCACCUUAGCUUCACACUGCCUACGGAGUUCCGUCCAAGCUUACAGGACGAGGUAGAGAGCUCUCAUAUCAUCUGGCCUGUUACCCCUGGCGUACCCUACGACCAACGUGACGAGUGGUGUUUGAGACUAGUGUACAUGCGUUCAAUCAAGUGUAGUUUAUUUGGAGGCUGGCUUAUCCGUGUCCGUCCAAAAUAUUCCUAAUCCUGCCGCUUUUUUGUGUGUGACUUCUCCUUUUUCUGGUGAGCCGAUACUACGAGCGAAUUACUGGUUUCGAUCUUGAAGGUCUGGG
Toxoplasma gondii ME49 is the source of this 3309-nucleotide messenger RNA. RefSeq lists its product as hypothetical. The coding region runs from base 788 to 2809 and encodes 673 amino acids. The record is from RefSeq and is a predicted model, not a curated record. The transcript is spliced from 7 exons. Lineage: Eukaryota; Apicomplexa; Conoidasida; Eucoccidiorida; Sarcocystidae.